Molecule: messenger RNA, 1198 nt
Organism: Nyctereutes procyonoides (raccoon dog)
Lineage: Eukaryota; Metazoa; Chordata; Mammalia; Carnivora; Canidae
Gene: CUNH11orf52
Product: chromosome unknown C11orf52 homolog
Exons: 4
Coding region: 131-538 (135 amino acids)
Cellular component (GO): extracellular exosome
Source: RefSeq, a predicted model, not a curated record
ACCGGCUAGGUUGAAAUCUGACACUGACAGAGACUCCCUGGGAACUGCUGUUGAAAGCUAAACCAGGAACCAGGAAAUCCACAACCCUCUAUGUAGAAAAACAGCUGGGCUCCCUCCGAGACAGAGCACCAUGGGAAACCAGCUCUGCUGCCGGGGAUGCUGGAACUGCCCAUCAAUUGCCCAGAGGAAAAAGAAAACAGGAAGCCAAGCAAGACAGACACUGAAGCAGCAACAGCAGCAGCAGCAGCAGCAGCAGCAGCAGCAGCACAGGCACAAGCACAGUGCAAAGGUCCAUAACACAAGAGGACAUACGUAUGAGCAGGUGUUAGAGAAGCCCAGAUCUCAGGAGAAGAGUCCAGGCCUCAGGUCCAAGGAGAGCAGCUUACAUUAUGCAGACAUUCAAGUGUGCAGCUGUACCCAGCCUCGCUCUGCUCGGCAGGUGAAACACCUCCAGUCAGAAAAUGCAACGGAGUACGCAAUCCUCCGCUUCCCACAGGCCACACCCCGCUAUGACAGCAAGAAUGGGACCCUGGUGUGAGCCCUGGGGAGGACGCACCUGUUUCCAUCAUUUUACCACUACUCCCUUAGGGGAGAAUCUGCCUUGGGGAAUUGGUUGGCAGCCCAGAGAUGCCUGCCACGUUUUAAAGAACUCCAGAGCCCCAUGAAUGCCACCAGUCUUGCCCCCUCCCCUAGGCCUAUCUUUUAUUUGCCACCGUUAGCUUGGAGUUGUAUUUGGGUUAGCUAGGUGUGGCUGGAGCUCCACAAAAUGAGGGGGCUAGGAUGAGCCUGAAGGAAGUGUUUUGACCUCUACCUUUGCUCCUGCUUUCAAGAAAAGUGCUGACAGGCCAGGUUACCCCAGCACUUGAGCUGAUUUUGUUGGGCUUAAUUUAACGGUGUCUCUUUUACACACCUUAUACUCCAAAGCUUAAGAAGAAGAGGUGCUCUGGAAAAACAUUCUCAGUUCUUGUACACAGCCCCCCCCCCCCCCCCAGAGCUGGCUUGGGCAAUUCCUUCGGUGGUGGGGUCAAAGGUCCCAGAACCUAAACAGACAAACGAGGGCAGGGACUGAGGCGUGGAGGAAGCGAUCUCUGACCAUCGGUGACAAGGACUUCAAGUCAUUUGACAGAACUGCAUGACCUGGAAACUCCCCUUGGCUUGCAGGUGCAGAGCCGCUAGGAUCAAUAAAUCACAAAAGGAA